AUGUCUGAAAUUGUAUAUUCACAGAAGGAAUCAAGUUUUGCAAAUUUGAGAAUCGCAGGUGAUUUCACAAAUUGGGAGAUCAAAUCCAUGGAGAAGAGGUCAGAUGGUGAUGUCGAUACUGACACUUGGGUGUACCCGAUUGAAGAAUCAUUUUUAAAAUCGAAGAGUCACGAUGACAAACAGAAAAUUCCAAUCUGUUUCAAAUUCAUCGAUGAUAAUGGUAAUUGGUUCACUGUUGAUGCGUUUGAAAAGGAUCGGGAUGAACAUAAUAAUGUCAAUAACGUAAAGACAAUUGAUCUCGACGAAAUAGCUGAGGAGAGCAUAAAGAAGCAUCUCGAAGAAACCAUUCCAUCUCCUCAGAUCAAGCAUAUUUCUGAAAAUCAAGAAAACAACUCAUUCGCUAGAAAUAUGAGCACUGAAGCUCCAAUAACUCCAGUGCCAUCUUUGAAAGAGGAGUUUAGGAAAAAUUUUGAUUCAAAGAGUGAAGAAAAGAUUAAUGAGGAUGAUCUUGAUCACGAUUUGACAGCAUUUGAUCCAGUCAUCGAUAAUGACAUUACGACACAACUGAACAUUCCUGCACCUGGAAGCAUUCACAGUGGUACUGAGGCCACUGAGGGAUCAGACAGCGACCAUGAAAAUAUGAUCUUUUAUUCCCCAAUGGGAUUGAAGAAACAAUAUGGCACAAGUAACACCAUAUUGUCCCCAAAGGCAAUGAGCUUAAAUAAUAACAGUCCAAACAAAAGUAACAAUCAUUCUUUCUCGUCAAGGGAGUCCUCUAUCAUUGUGAAUGACGAGGAAAUGAAUAUACAAGUCCCACAAGGUAAUGAUGUUACAGCGGUUGCAAACACCAAUAACUAUGAGCCAGAACAUUAUAAGACCUUGUUAGAAAGAAUUCUAGGAAUAUUCUCCGGAAUUUUCACCUCUUGGUUUGGUCUCUUCGCCAGUAACGCUGAAGAAAAUGAAACUAGUUGA
Messenger RNA from Kazachstania africana CBS 2517, 972 nucleotides. It is a transcript of the gene UIP4, whose product is annotated as Uip4p. Bases 1 to 972 code for a protein of 323 amino acids. Lineage: Eukaryota; Fungi; Ascomycota; Saccharomycetes; Saccharomycetales; Saccharomycetaceae. The record is from RefSeq and is a predicted model, not a curated record. The transcript has a single exon.